Dicentrarchus labrax (European seabass) is the source of this 5630-nucleotide messenger RNA. RefSeq names its product oocyte zinc finger protein XlCOF8.4-like. NCBI's taxonomy places the organism in Eukaryota, Metazoa, Chordata, Actinopteri, Moronidae. Bases 348 to 2360 code for a protein of 670 amino acids. Gene Ontology annotation, cellular component: nucleus. The transcript has 2 exons. Gene Ontology annotation, molecular function: RNA polymerase II cis-regulatory region sequence-specific DNA binding; DNA-binding transcription factor activity, RNA polymerase II-specific. The record is from RefSeq and is a predicted model, not a curated record. Gene Ontology annotation, biological process: regulation of transcription by RNA polymerase II.
ACCGGAAGUGCUACCCGGAAGUGAUGAUGUUGUUGCCGUGUUUGGGGAAAUGGCGUCCAGCCGUCGUCCCGUUGUCGUGCUGAGAAAGUGUGUGUGACAUCCACAGUAAUGAGCCAUCCGAGCCUCCGUAUGUCCGGAUAAAGCUGUCUGAAUGGACUUUGUGCUGUUCACCGUUUUUCGGAAUGUUUUCCCGCUGACUCAUCUCCCGGUAGCCUACAAAGCUACAGAAGUUAGCUUAGCAUGCUAGCUGUAAACAGAGCGGAGCUUAGCAACACAGCGCUAGUCAGAGUGACUGUUUGAUGGAGAGCAAACAGUGUUUUUGACGGAGUUUGUGUGAUUGUGUGAAAAUGUGUAAAGUCCAAAUGCUGAGAGCGUUGGUGAAGCAGCGACUAACUGCGGCUGCUGAAGAGAUAUUUGGGCUGUUUGAAAGAACGAUAGCAGAGUACGAGGAGGAACUUUGUCGUUCAAAAGAGGAGAACGAGCGACAACGGAAACUACUGGACGCUGUUUUCAACCCUCAACUUCGGUUACACAGAGCAGUGUGUCCUGCAGACAUCCAGCAGCUGGUAGUGAGGAAAGAGGAGGUUCCCCCUGAGCAGCAGGAGCGGAGCCCCAGUCUGGACCAGGAGGACCAAGAAGUUCAGACUCAGCCACUACACUUUAAAGAGGAACAGGAGGGAGAGCAGCUUCAAGGGCUGCAGGAGGCGGAGAUCACCAAGUUCACAUUCACUCCUGUCCCUGUGAAGAGUGAAGAUGAUGAUGAAGAGAAACCUCAGUCCUCACAGCUUCAUCAAAGACUAACUGAACAGAUACAAACAGAAGCUGACUAUGGAGGACCAGAACCAGACAGGAACUCAGCUCCAGAUACACAUUUACAACCCGCUACUGAUGACAGUGCUGAAGAUCGGUUUGAACCAGAGACUAAAUUGAGUUAUUAUGGCAAAACCACCACCAGAGAAGCUCAUUUAGGUUUAAACUUUAUGGAAAAUAACACAUAUAGUUCCAGUGAGAAAUCAUUUGGCUGCUCUGUGUGUGGUAAACGAUUCAACCAAAACUCAAAUCUGAAGACGCACAUGAGAACCCACACAGGAGAGAAACCGUUCACUUGCUCAUUUUGUGGUAAAAGCUUUGGCCAGAAGGCAUCGCUGCAGAACCAUUUGAGAUGUCAUACAGGAGAAAAACCCUACAGCUGUUCAAUUUGUAACAGAUGUUUUUCACGGUCAGAACAUUUACAGUUACACAUGAGAACACACACAGGUGAGAAACCGUUCAGCUGCAACGUGUGUGGUGAAAGAUUCACAUGGCGUCAUCAGUUCAAAAAUCAUAAGUGUGGUGGUGAGUCCUCACAGCUUCAUGAACUCUGGACCAAUCACGUGUGGAGACCCAGUCUGGACCAGGAGGACCCAGAGCCCCCACACAUUAAAGAGGAACAGGAGGAAGUCAGGACCAGUCAGAAGGGAGAGCAGCUUCAAGGGUUUACAUUCACUCCUGUCCCUGUGAAUAGUGACGAUGAUGAUGAUGAAGAGAAACCUCAGUCCUCACAGCUUCAUCAAAGACUAACUGAACAGAUGGAAACAGAUGAUGGAGAGGACUGUGGAGGACCAGAACCAGCCAGAAACUCAGAUCCAGAUAGACAUUUACAACCUGAUACUGAAGACACGACUGGAUAUCGGUUUGAACCUGACACUGAAGCUCAUUUAGGCUUAAACCUUCCAGAAGAUAUGGGAUAUAAUUCUUGUGAGAAAUUAUUUCACUGCUCUGUGUGCGGGAAACAAUUUAACCAAAACUCAAAUCUGAAGACGCACAUGAGAACCCACACAGGGGAGAAACCGUUCACUUGCUCAUUUUGUGGUAAAAGAUUUGGCCAGAAGGCACAUCUGCAGAGCCAUCUGAAACGUCACACAGGAGAAAAACCUUACAGCUGUUCACUUUGUAACAGAUGUUUUUCACGCUCUGAACAUUUACAGUUGCACAUGAGAACGCACACAGGGGAGAAACCGUUCCUCUGCAGCGGUUGUGGCGAAAGAUUCACAUGGCGUCAUCAGUUCAAAAAUCACAAGUGUGUUGGUGAGUCCUCACAGCUUCAUGAACUCUGGACGAGUCGGGAGGGAGAGCAGCUUCAAGGGCUGCAGGAGGCUGAGAUCAACAAGUUCACAUUCACUCCUGUGUCUGUGAGGAGUGAAGACGAUGAUGAAGAGAAACUUCAGUCCUCACAGCUUCAUCAAAGACUAACUGAACAGAUAAAAACAAAAGCUUAUGGAGAGGACUGUGGAGGACCAGAACCAGCCAGGAACUCAGAUCCAAAUAGUCAUGAGUCACAUGGACUAACAUGUAACUCGUUCAUUGGACAGUUCUGGUGACGUCAACCAGUUGUUGGUCCUGGAGUCUUUGAUUUAGUGGAGAUUUACAAGAAAAUACAAAUGGGAGAAAACAGUUGUUGCUAUGUUUCAGUUUGUGGUUAAGGAUUUGUCAGUUAUCAGUUAGCAUGUUGGUUACCAGUUACCAGGUUCAUUUGAAGGUCAGUUAGUCGUUAGGCUGUCAGUUAGCUGGUCAGUGAUUAUAACUUUAACUCUCUGUUUCAUAGUAUAACGUUAGCUCUCUGUUGGUGGAUACAAUUACAUACUUAGUGUCAGAUGUAUGAGAUUGUUCCCUCUUAGAGCAACUAAAAGUUAGAUUUCCCUACCUGGAGAACAAAUAACAGCCACGUUUUUUCAUAACUUCAGCGUCCAUUUUUUAAAUGGAUUGUUAUAUAAAAACAGGGGCUGGGGGUAAACGAUUAUUUAUUAAACGAUUAAUCGGGCGAUUAUUUUAUCGAUUAGUCGACUAAUGUAACGACUAAUUGGAUGAUUAAUCUAACUAUUAUUUUUCUGUUAGACAGAUAACGUUAAAAGCUACUGCAAUCUGCUUGCUACCAUUAGCUAGAUCUAGCAGCUGUGCACUCGGUGGUGCUAGGCUAACCAACGCAUCUUAGCUCUCUGUGCAGUUUGUUCGUGCUAGGUUAGUAGCUAAAGGUCACGUUAGCUAACGUUAGCUACUAUCGAUAGCUGUGCCCUGCAGCCGUAAGCUAGCUACCAUUCAAGCCAACAUUAGAUAACUAAUGUUAGCUAAACACAGCUGUCUAGGCGCCAGUAGCUAGCGAACGUUAACGUUAGCUACUAACCUAGCACGAACAAACUGCACGGAGAGCUAAGAUAGUUAGCUAGCACCACCGAAGUGCGCAGAGCCCAAGCUACACAACACAACACACAAACAUGAAAUUAAUUUAGCCAACGUUAGUACUUACUUGUUAUUGUCUAACUAUUGUUAUUGUGGUAUGCCAACUCCAUUUGGCAAAGAGCGCAAAUAACAACACCUUUAUGUUUGGGACUAAAUUUGAAGUAUUCCCAUGAUUUAGGGCAAGCUGUUUUAUAGGACUUUUUCUUUUAUUGGGGCUUUUAUUGGGGCUUUUAUUGGGGCUUUUUGCAGGGCUUUGUUUGGAAUUCUGUGAGGAGAUUGCUGUUUUGUCCUCCAUUCUGCAAUGUUCUGGUCUCCCACGUGUGUGUGGCAAGCCGUCGCGAAGCGUAGAUGCAAAAAUAGGACGUCGAAGUAAUUUUGGCAUCUUGGACCUCUUCCUGGAUUAGAUGGUGUCUUGCCAACCAGGGUCUUUGGGAAGUAUCCCAAGCCCACACUUCUGAUUGCCAUGGUGCCACCAGUGUCUUUUGCCUCCUCCAGCUAAUGACAUCUUCUGGUCCAUGGAGUCCCUGUACAGUGGGGUAACACUCUUCAGUUAGGCCAUUGAUAGGGUGCUGCAGGGUGUUACUGGUCCCAUACAGUGCUGCACUGCUAAGGGAAAGGCCCAGCCGCUUGCAGAGAAAGCCGCUGAUCUUCCCUUUGAGGGACUUUCAAUGAAACCAGUAGACGCAGGAGGACUCAGGGAAAGAUAGCACCUGUUGUGGUGAAGGAAUUUCCCCUGCAUUAAAUAAGGGUGGCUCGACAGCGCAGUGUCUGAUAUUACCGCAAUUUUUUGUGUUUUUGCCAAUUACUUUGUAAGGAGUUCAGCAGGAUAAUGUUUAAUCUCAGUACCUGCUUGUACUGACCACCUGUACUCUCCCUCCUCCUGCUUCCUGGGUCUGUGACCCUGUUAACUGCUGACUUUCAGUCUAUAAAAGGCACUGCAUUACAGACAGCGAGCCUCUUCAGCCUCGCCGCUCUGGGAUGCUUUCUGUCUUAAAGACAAACACUGAACAUGACCUGAUGAGGUGACAUUGUGUGCGGUUGUUCUCACAUUUUGUGAGGAAGUUUAACAUAUAAACUUAAAAGACCUUAACACAGUGUUUACUGACAGAGUUUCACUCUCUGAUAAACAACCUCGUGCUGUUUGAUUGUUAAGAAUGAUAAAAAUACAGAAUAUAGAUAGAGAAUUAUAUAAAAAAGUUCCCUGAACAUAAAAUAGUUUUACACAAACUUCAUGCAGUUAUUGUGUUCACUGUUUAAAACAACUGAUAAACUGUACAAUGCACACAAUCAGAACUGUCAUUGUUCCAUACAAAUCAGGGUCGUCACUUUACAAAGUGGUAGAAAAAGGGGCCCUUAAGAAAAAAGGUUAUGGAAAUGUUCUGGACGGAUGAACCCUGUAAAUCAACAACGGCUGAACAGUCUUUGCCAAAAUUACCCAAACUACCCCUGGUGAGUUUUGAUCUUGUGAGGGUUGUUGUUGCAUUGCUGUCCCUGAUUGUUUGUAUUUUGAUGGACAUUUAUUCCAUUUCUGUCCAGCACAGUCCAUACUGACUAUAUAAUGCUGUGUUCCCACCACAGGCAAAUAAAAUUAUUCACGUGAGAAGAUUACAUACAAAGUCAAUACAAAGACACAUAAACACACAUUGCAACUUGCAUGUUCUUUGAGUGAGGGUUAGGGUUAACCCUCUCUGCAGGAGAGAGCCGGAGCUUCUGGAGGAACAGACAUCUGCAGUCAAACUCUGAUCUGGAGACUUUAUGUAGUUUGUUCUUUAAACUUUUGGGAUUAAAAAGUGGAUUUAUCUUCGCUCUCUCUUCUCAACCCGUCUGCUGUGAGCCACGAGGUGCCUCACACCACUGUUGGAAGCCAGAUUAAAGGGUGAAUGUAGGUUCAUACAAAUGAUCCCAUGAGUAAAGUAGUGCAAGUAACACUACCAUGUGAACCUGAGGUUUGUUGUCUUAAUACAUUUUGUGUUUAUAAGUUUCCAUUUAGUGUGUUUAUUUGUAGUCAGGAAUAAAUAAUAGAUUACAGUACUCAAAUUAUUAUUGUAAUUAGACUUAAAACUUAAGCUGAUUGAUAAUUAUUGUCUGGAGUUCUCAUCGUUUCUGCCUGACUUGUUGUUUCUACUGAAUUUUGUCACCCGAUGAGGGAAACUUGUAUUUUAUUGGUCCUUCUCUGCUGCCGACCUCCAGCUGUGUGUUUUCAUCCAGAGUUUGUCGUCUGAUCCAGACAACCUUUCAUUUGAGCCUCUAUCACAGAGACAGGAUGGCAUUUAGCUCCCAGCGUACAGCUGAGAGAGAUAAGAAUGCUAAUUAAUGCUAAUUAAUGCUUACACACACACAGGUGGAGGAGGAACAUGGUUACAUUAGAAAGCAGCUGUGUGAUAUUAUUAAAUGAGUCUUUUCAUUAAAGUCAA